Molecule: messenger RNA, 1079 nt
Organism: Asparagus officinalis (garden asparagus)
Lineage: Eukaryota; Viridiplantae; Streptophyta; Magnoliopsida; Asparagales; Asparagaceae
Exons: 4
Coding region: 573-905 (110 amino acids)
Source: RefSeq, a predicted model, not a curated record
CCCUAAAAGGAAAAGGAAAAAAAGAAAAAAAUAUUAAAAAAUGUUACAUGUAAGUAAAGAAAUAAUAUUUGAGAUAAAAAUUUACCCAUAUAAGGAGACAAUAAAAAAUUAAUAUUCAAAACCUGUAACUCCUUAUUUUUCUCUUAGACCAAGGAUUGGAUAUCCAAUCCUUCAAGUAACUCAUGGAUAUUGUCUGUGAUACCCCAAUAUUUAGUCUCACAUCGGAUAUUGAUUGACCUAUUAGAUAGAGACUAUAAGAUAAUACGGUAAUUACGAUUUCAUAAAUUUCAUUUGGGAGUUGAGGGGCACCCAUUUUUUUUUAGGUGGAAGUGGUCACCGUAACUUCAUUGUUUGGACCUUGUUUGAGCCUGAUAUCAUGUGUAGGAAACUUUGAGAUUCUCUUACAGAAUACCAUCUAUGGCUUUUAAAGCAGUAAUCUUACCAGAAAAAUUAUCGGCAUUUUCGAUCUUAGGUGAAGCAUGUUGACUUAAUGUUUGAUCUUUUACCUCAGAAACUAUCAGGAUCUUUAGGCAUCAUGGUCCCCCCUUGGCAUUACUGGGCAGUUUAUUUAGAUGUCCUCGCAUCAUCUCUUGUGUAACAUUUGCCUGAACAAGUGGCUCUUUUUUGAUAAACAGGAAAGGAUUGCACAGGUUUUCUGUUUGGCAAACAAUAGGGCCAGAUCCGGCCCUGUUUUCAUCGGCCAAAAUAUAGCCUCUAAACCGGUUUUCUUCUGGACUAGUCCCGACUCAUCAGUUUUGUAUGGUUUGCCAAACACGCCGUUAGUGAAGAUCAGGGCUGUCAUCAAUCUCAUUCCUGAGAGGCUGAUAUCCGCAUACAGAAUGUCAGGCUCGAUAACUGUUACUGAAUGUGAGGCUCAACUCAGCAAAUAUCAUCAUCCAUACUGACCAAUGAAAACCCAAUCCUCAGGAUACCCCCCUGCUUCUCUACCACACAAAGUCACCGGCCACAGAAACCCUCUAUCCCUUCUUCUAUAUAUCUCUGCACCCACCAUCAAAAGAGAAACAACCCCGAUCCCCCUCCUCCAUCAAAAAAUGGCCAGCCUUGCCUCUGCAGUCACA